AAGACGACGAUGAAGAUAGUGACGUACAACGUCAACGGCCUGAGGCCGCGAAUCGCACAGUUCGGCUCUCUUCUCAAAUUGCUGAAUUCCUUGGACGCUGACGUCAUCUGCUUCCAGGAAACUAAGCUGCGACGGCAGGAAUUGACCGCCGAUUUGGUAAUGGCGGAGGGCUACGAGUCGUUCUUCUCCUGCACCAGGACCUCCGAACGAGGCCGCGCUGGAUAUUCCGGUGUGGCUACGUUUUGCCGAGUGAAGUCGGCGUUCAACAGUGAUGAGGUGGCGCUGCCGGUGUCGGCGGAGGAAGGGUUCAGCGGUUUGCUCGGAGAGGUGGCGGCGGUGGCGGAAGGGCUUGAGGAGUUUUCGAAUGAGGAGAUGCUUCAGGUUGAUGGAGAGGGACGGUGUGUUGUUACUGAUCAUCAUCAUUUUGUUCUGUUCAAUUUGUAUGGACCAAGAGCUGGAGGUGACGAUACGGAAAGGAUUGAGUUUAAGCUCAAGUUUUAUAAGAUGUUACAGAAAAGAUGGGAGUCUCUCCUGCGUCAGGGGAGGAGGAUAAUUGUUGUUGGUGAUCUGAACAUUGCACCCACUUGUUUAGAUCGUUGUGAAGCAGAACCAGAAUUCGAGAACAAUCAAUUCAGAAGAUGGUUUAGAUCCAUGUUGGUGGAAAAUAGAGGCUCUUUCUUUGAUGUUUUCAGAUCAAAACAUCCUGAUAGAAGAGAAGCAUACACAUGCUGGUCACAAAGUAGUGGUGCUGAAGAAUUUAAUUAUGGCUCCAGAAUUGAUCACAUUCUUUGUGCUGGUUUAUGUUUGCACCAAGAGCAGGACCUUCAAAACCAUAACUUUGUAGCUUGCCACGUCAAGGAGUGUGACAUAUUGACACAGUAUAAACGGUGGAAACCAGGAAAUUCACUGAGGUGGAAGGGAGGGCAGAGGACCAUCAAACUUGAAGGCUCAGAUCAUGCACCUGUUUACACAAGUCUACUGGAAAUGCCUAGUAUCUGCCAACAUAGUACCCCACGUUUAUCUGCUAGAUACAUUCCAAUGGUUCGUGGUCUCCAGCAAACCCUUGUUUCAAUGUUAAUGAAGAGGAAAGUUGCUGAACAAGUGGACGGACAUCAAGAGAGUUGCAGUGAGACAGAGGCAAGCUCGCCUGACCAAUGUGGUACACCCUGUUCUUCUUCAAGCCAAGAAUUUGAAGUUCUCGGUUCAAGAACAAUCGAGAGUUCCAGCAGUUUUGCUAAUGAGGCUGCUUGUAACACCUUGGUUACCUCAUGUAGUGAGCCUACCAAAACAAUGCCAGGAAAUGAAACCAAGAAAAAAGCAAAAGGCAGUCAACUGUCCCAACUCUCAUUGAGAUCAUUUUUCCAGAAAAGCUCAAUCCCUAGCAAGAGCAACAGUGCAAACAGUGGGAUUGAUGUUCCACCAACUCAGAUAGAUAUUUUAGAAUCUCAUCAUCUGCCAAAUGAAACUUCCAUUCCAGAGAAUCAAAACGGUAAUCUAGAGCAGUGUGAAUUGCACUCUAGUGCAUCAAUUCGGGAUGGGAAUCAAGAUGAACUCAUUGCCAGUUCAAAGAAAGAGAAGAAUAGUUUAGCUUUACUGGAGUGGCAAAGGUUACAUCAAGUCAUGCAGAAUAGCAUACCACUUUGCAAGGGUCAUAAAGAACCUUGUGUUGCUCGGGUUGUGAAGAAACAAGGUCCUAAUUUUGGUCGCAGAUUUUAUGUUUGCGCACGUGCUGAGGGACCUGCAUCAAAUCCUGAAGCCAAUUGUAAUUAUUUCAAAUGGGCCGCUUCAAAACCUCGAAACAACAAGCCGAACAAAGGAUGAUGGUGAUUCAGUGAUGCGAAGCAAUGGCUAAUUGAGGUCAAGCUACUAUCUUCCUGUGUCGCCUACUCUUCCAGCUGCUGGAUUGGUGCCCCCCUCUUGGUGUUCUAGAAACUUUGUACCAACUUGUUCUCAGGAAAUGGAAGUAUGGGGCACCGGUUUCUCUUCUCCACCAUCAUUCGUGACGAGAGAGACAGACGCAUGACAGAGAAGAACCUCAUGCAUAAGCUCCUAUUGUAUAACGUUAUUCAUUUCUUCUGUCGAGGAAAUCUACUCACCGCAGCUACGAGUUGCCCUCUCCAUCACUGAAGCAACAAAUUUCCACAUUAUUAGUAGUAUAUUUAUUUCUUUUGCUCAUACGUAACUUGAG
Fragaria vesca subsp. vesca is the source of this 2188-nucleotide messenger RNA. RefSeq names its product DNA-(apurinic or apyrimidinic site) lyase 2-like. The record is from RefSeq and is a predicted model, not a curated record. Gene Ontology annotation, cellular component: nucleus. Gene Ontology annotation, molecular function: phosphoric diester hydrolase activity; zinc ion binding; DNA-(apurinic or apyrimidinic site) endonuclease activity. Gene Ontology annotation, biological process: base-excision repair. The transcript is spliced from 9 exons. Bases 10 to 1821 code for a protein of 603 amino acids. NCBI's taxonomy places the organism in Eukaryota, Viridiplantae, Streptophyta, Magnoliopsida, Rosales, Rosaceae.